Labeo rohita (rohu) is the source of this 3888-nucleotide messenger RNA. It is a transcript of the gene cacng3b, whose product is annotated as calcium channel, voltage-dependent, gamma subunit 3b. Gene Ontology annotation, cellular component: AMPA glutamate receptor complex; postsynaptic density membrane. Gene Ontology annotation, molecular function: voltage-gated calcium channel activity; channel regulator activity. The transcript has 4 exons. The coding region runs from base 839 to 1768 and encodes 309 amino acids. Lineage: Eukaryota; Metazoa; Chordata; Actinopteri; Cypriniformes; Cyprinidae. The record is from RefSeq and is a predicted model, not a curated record. Gene Ontology annotation, biological process: postsynaptic neurotransmitter receptor diffusion trapping; transmission of nerve impulse; calcium ion transport.
AGAUUAGACGAGAGGCUUCGUCCAUUCAGCAGCGCGGACAGCAGCCAGCGCGCUCCCUCCGCUCCGCUCCGCUCCCUCUGUGGGCGGUGUUUCAAACGAGCGGAUUCGGGAGGAACGUGGGAGCUGUCAUUGCUGUAAGACACAUUUGCGGGGACCAGCAUCACCGUUGACAGCAAUUACAAGUGCUGGGAUUAUGUUCAUUUAAACCAUCACUUCUUGAUAGGUGCCUUCAUAACAUGCUGCUCCACAUAUAAUCAAGUGAAAUUUUCUUUAGAUAUUCGCCAGAUUUGAAGGGGAAUUUUGGACAGACACAAGCUGAUCAUGAAGUGGGAUAUUUUACUCUUCUCUCGUGUUUUAGAGAAAAAUACCGGAUGCAUCCGUUGAACGACGGUGUUUGCCGCUGGAUUAACAAAGGACAGUAUUUUUCAUACUUACUCUCCGUGCAUAAACACUGAUUUAUUGCCGUUCUCGGGAAACAAAGAUGUUCUUGUGAAGUCACAGGCGAAACAUCGUGUCAUUCGUUUAGCCUCGUGCCUCAAUUGCAAAAUGCUGUGGUGCUGAUGAGAGACUGUUCCUCGAUAACAGUUUUUUCACAAGCCAGAAUGAGAAACAAAUAGCUCUCCGCGUAAGCGAUGGAAACACUGUGAGCUUUCUUACUGAACUUGAGAAGCAGCAACAGCGACUGCAACAGUCUCGACACCCCAGAAAUCAGCACGUAAUAAUGGUAUGGGCUUCUGAAGUCGAUUGGAGCAUGGAGUCCGCACACCAGGCAGGCUAGGAGGCUUUACGAGACACGCUAAGAACCCUGUUUUGACCCCCCAUCCUGAAAUGAGGCAAAAUGUUGAUGUGUGACAGAGGAGUCCAAAUGCUCAUCACCACAGUGGGCGCGUUCGCGGCGUUCAGCCUGAUGACUAUCGCUGUGGGAACGGACUACUGGCUGUACUCACGAGGAGUGUGCCGGGUCAAAAGUAAUAACGAGAACGAGACGAGCAGGAAGAACGAGGAAGUCAUGACCCAUUCCGGACUGUGGAGAACCUGCUGUCUAGAAGGAACAUUUCGAGGUGUCUGUAAGAAGAUUGACCACUUUCCGGAGGAUGCAGAUUAUGAGCAGGAUGCAGCAGAGUAUUUACUACGAGCAGUGCGAGCGUCCAGCAUCUUCCCCAUCAUGAGCGUUGGGCUUCUAUUCAUGGGAGGUUUGUGUGUGGCUGCCAGUGAGUUUUACAGGAGCAGACACAAUGUCAUCCUCAGUGCUGGAAUCUUCUUUGUCUCCGCUGGCCUAAGUAACAUCAUCGGCAUUAUCGUGUACAUAUCCGCCAACUCGGGCGACCCCGGCCAGAGCGACUCGAAGAAGAGCUACUCGUACGGCUGGUCCUUCUACUUCGGCGCGCUGUCCUUCAUAAUGGCCGAGAUGGUGGGCGUGCUCGCCGUGCACAUGUUCAUCGAGAAGCACCGGAAGCUGCGCGCCAAGUCCCGCACCGAGCUGAUCAAGAAGUCGGCCUUCAGUCGCAUCCCCAGCUACCGCUACCGAUUCCGCCGGCGCUCCAGCUGCCGCUCCAGCGAGCCGGCCUCUCGUGACGCUUCGCCCAUGGGCAAGAGUGGCUACACGGGCCCCGCCGCGGCAGACAUCUCCAUGUACACCCUGUCCAGGGAUCCCUCCAAGGCCGCCAUGGGUGCCUUGCUCAACUCCGAGAGGGAGUUUUUGCAGGCUCACAACUCCAACGCGAAGGACUUCAAAGAUGCGGCCAACAGGAGGACCACUCCAGUCUGAGAGAGUAUAAGCACAGAGGAAGUGCCACGGCCAAGACGUUACACCCACAGAAUUGAGCUGGAGCCCAGCAGGAAGAAGAAUUCACUCGAGGCCUGCAGGGCUUUAACCCUCUUUCUAUAACAUUAUAUAUAAAUAUAGAUGGUAAUUGUUAGAUCAUUGGUGCUUCCUUUUAAUCCUCAUUUUUCAGUCACUGUUUCUGUCAUUUCACCUGACUCACACUUCCCUCCCCCUAAGGGCUACUCGAGUAGAAUGCUAGUCCUCUCCUCAAAGUCAUUUGUUCUGCGAUUGGAGUUAGCCCAGCGAAACUGUGAAGCCCUCUGAGGGGGAGGAUUGUAACGCUUGUGACAGACGAACCGGAAGGCUGUCCCGAAACUCGCCUUAUGCACAGCUCAGUAGCCCAUAGCUGGUGAGUGCUGCCUCACACUCACAAGAUUGUAUACAUCGUUGGUUUCUCUCCCGGGUCGGAAAUUGAGCCCACAACUAGUGCCACUGUCUCAUGCCGAUCACCCCCGCUCAUCCCACCUACACGCUGCCCACAAGCUACUUGGCCGGGCUCUGCAUGCCAUCCACACAGUUCUGUUAUUUAUUUAUUUAUUUAUUUAUAUAUAUUUUUUUACGUUUACUCCCAUUAUUUCCAUUGCAAGAUUCCCCUGCAUAAACUUUUAUAACAGGGUUAAAAUGCUUGUUAUUAAAUAUGAUCUUAUAGCCCACCAAAGUUUUUUGGUAUUACAUUGUUUUCAUUGACAAAUGUAAAAAGGAAAGGUUUUCUGUGAUUUACUCUAAUAAGAGGUUCAUUGGAGGCCCUUGUGCUUAUUACUGUGAAUAUCGUGGUCAUUGUUAUACCAUUAUCAUCUGUUAGCGAAAGAAAAGCAGUUGGCUGCCAAAUGUAGAUUUCUUAAUUGUCUAUAGUUAAAAUAUUUUUGGAGAAAAUAUUGUUCAUAGAUUUACCAAAAGCUGGGCAUCAAGAGUUUAUAAAAAUCAGAACAUUAUAAAACAAAAGGAACUGCCCUAAGUACUUGGACCAUUCACAUAUCAUGAGUAGACAAGCCUCUAAAUGGGCUGAUGGGAUUUUCAGGUUCAAGCCUAUACACAAUAAUGCUUACGAACAUGCAUACAACACUUCUUUGCAAAUAUAUACUGCUCAUUAAUGCUACAUCAGUGCUAUACUGAACUUAAGUACACAAUAUAAAUGUAUACUGUAAUUUAGUUGCUUAGUUAAUGUUAUCAAUAUCAUACUGAUGAAUAUAAAUUCCAAGGGCUUUUGGUUUUCAGAUAACAAGCAUACAAGGGCUUUAAAGAAGUUCAGCCAACAACAGAUCUGCCCUUAAAAUAGUUACAUUGAAAAAAAAAAAAGUGUUCAUGUGUGUAAAACACAUCCAGAUGUAAUGAUAUAAUGUAUACAGUUUUCCUUCGCAUCUGUCGCAAUUAUUAAUCCCCGUGUCAGUUAGGUAGAAACGGAAGUAGGUUCUGAAACAUCUAUAAUAAUGUAGUUUUUUCAGAAAUCCACCUCAUUUCAGACCCCCGAGAGCUGACGUGCAUGUACUUUAGCCUCCAAAUUCAUGCAAGCCAGUCGCUCAUCUCCAGUUUUAUUUCAUUCAGCUUACCGAAGUCAUGCUAGCCUCACUGGGAAUAUUACUGUAAAUGUUGCCUUUUGUUUGGAUCCACUUUAUGUUGUGAAUUCGUGAUGUUCUGGGUCCAAAACGUAAGUGUUUCAUAUUUGAAGGAGUCCACCGGAGUGCGUUCGGCACAGUUGAACAGUUCAACCCUUCAAGUCUCUCUCAGAGCACCUAGUGCCUGUCUCUUCUGCCUACUCCGAGCGCCCGUCGCCGGGUCUCUCACUUUCGCGCGCUUGCUCCUUCAUCUCCAUCACAGCCUCGCAUCAGCUCCUCUUACCAGGACUGUUAUUGCUCAGCCGAUCACAUCCCAUAGAGUCUUAGGCCCUGUCACUCACCACUUAGGCCUGCAACAUUGUGUAUGUGACCUCUCAAUGAAAACAGCAGUCUCAGCUUGAAACAUGCUGUAGAAAAAAAGCACACCUUUUAAAUACAGUAGUUUACAUCAAUAAAGAUAAUAGUCGGAGAGAUAUUUAAAGAUUUAGAAAAAAUAAAGUCAGUUUUAAG